Molecule: messenger RNA, 2088 nt
Organism: Postia placenta MAD-698-R-SB12
Lineage: Eukaryota; Fungi; Basidiomycota; Agaricomycetes; Polyporales; Adustoporiaceae
Exons: 14
Cellular component (GO): nucleus; cytosol; mitochondrial outer membrane
Molecular function (GO): protein binding
Source: RefSeq, a predicted model, not a curated record
ACCACCGUGCAGACCGAAAACAGUGUCCAUCCCGACAGCCGCAGUCUCUCUGCAGCCACAGAGGGCUUCGACUAUCUCUUCUCCAAUGAGCUCCAGAAUGCACGCGAGACAUUCGCCGCUGCCGACUCGCCAUUCCACCAGCUCGGUCUCGGGGUCUGCGCCUUCCUCGAGGCUGCCUUGGGUAUGGAGACGAGCCUGCUAGCAGAAGCGCAGCGCUGCCUCUCCCUCUCCGAGGCCGGUUCAAGGAAGCAACUCAAGGCUGCAAAGUAUGCCAAGCCCUCGACGCGAUUCCCUCCAGGCACAGAGUGGGACCUGCUAAACUCGGAUGCCGUCAUUCUCCUCGGCCUCAACCAUGCACUCAGCGAGUCCUACAUGGGCUAUCUUCAGUGUCUCUACUCGCUGAAUACCGCACAUUCCAGACUUUACAAAACUGUUUAUCCGAAUGGUCUUGACGCGUAUCCAACGCCCGCGACGUCCGCGUCAGGCUCCCGUGCACCCAGUAUGCGCUCCGACGCCUCAUCUAUGCUGUCCGUCGCGACCACCACUGCCGUCCCCGCGAGCAUGCCCGCAACACCUACCAGCAUAACGCCGAAACGUUCAGGAUUCUUUUCACGCUUCACUGCAAGUGCGAGUGCGAGCCCUGCAGUGAGCCGAAGCUCGAGUCUGAAUGUAAGCGAGACGUCGUUCUCUUCGCAGACGCCGGUAGUGGAGGGCUCAGUGGACGAGCUAAUCCUGUCCGGGACUGCAUUCGGUGCGCUGUUCAACCUGGUGUUUUCAUUAUUGCCGGCAAAGAUCAGAGGUGUCGUCGGCUUCCUCGGCUUUACAUCUGAUCGUAAGCUAGCGCUGCAGGCGUUGGCCGUGUCCGCGGCUCACACCGAUGUUCACGGGGUAUUUGCUGGCCUCGCACUUAUGACGUACCAUGGGGUCGUGCUGCUCCUCGCGGGGUACCAGGCGGACGAGCAGCACAUCUUGCAGCAGUACCGCGCGAUCGUAGACAAGGUCUCAGCCAGAUAUCCAAAUGGGUCGCUGUGGAUCCUGAAUAGGGCCAAGAUCUUGCGGAUGUCGUACGACACCGAAGGCGCGAUCAAGGUAUUGCAGGACGGUCUGAAGCCCGAUCGCCCACAGACGUUUGCGCAGGCAGACGGAUUGUUGAUCUUCGAGCUUGCGUGGACACUUCUAUCACAGCGGCGGUAUCAAGAGGCCGCGGAGACUUUCAUGGCUAUGACGAAGGUUAAUAGCUGGAGCCAUGGAACGUACUACUUCAUCGCUGCUGGGUGCUAUGUCUCGUUGAAGAAUUAUGUGAAGGCAGCGGAACUCUUUGAAGCCAUUCCGGCGUUGCUGGACAAGAAGAAGAUCGGCGGGAAGGACUUGCCAACAGAGGUCUGGAUCCGGAAGAAACUGGCCUUCUACAGGGAGAAGCAGAAGCGACUGACGGGCUCCGAGGCCGAUUAUGUCCUAUGCAUGAAGAUCAGCCCUGCAGAGGAGCUCGGAAUCUUCUGGAACACGCACGCACGCAUACCUCGCGACGUUGCCCUUGCCCAUAUCGCCGAGCUGUGCGCGCUAACGCCGCUCCCCACUAUCUCCAGUCCGUUGAUUACGUCGCCAGAGUCUGCACUAUCAUCAGCGACAUCGGCGACGAUGUCGACCGACCCGCCGCCAGACCUUGACACGCCCGACGAGCUGGCCAUCCGUGCGCUGCUCCUGGGUAUUCUGCACCGCACUGCAGGCGAGUACGACGCAGCGCGCGCGUUCCUCGCAGACGCGUUCGGGCGACAGGCGGCGGUGAAGGUGAGCACGUGGGUCGGGAGCGUAACGCUGUUUGAGCUCGCGGUGCUGGAGCUGCGGGAGGCGCAGGCGCGCACGGAGGGCGUGCCGGGACUUGCGGUGGGCGAGGAGCGGGAGGAGCUGUCGGGUGCGGAGCGACGCGCGAUGUGGGAGCGUGCGCUGAAGGAGGCAGAGGGGCGCCUUGAGAAAGCGCUCGCCCUGUCGACGCAGCAGGUGGACCUGUCGUCGCGACUGGACAGCCGGAUCGCGAUGCUGAGGGACGAGAUGGUGAUGAAGAGGGAGAUGCUUGCGGCGUCGGCGUAG